CAGCUCAAGCGCAUGUGGCUUCCGGCGAGGGGGCGUGGCCGGGCGCUGCGGACCGGCACUUAGGGCGCGGCGCAGGCGCAUCGCGGUUCCGCGGCCAAGAUGGCGGCGGCUGAGGCGAGCGAGGCUUCGGCCGUGGAGGAAGCCGAGGCUCCGGUCACGACGACGGCGGCCUCCACCACGCCGGCGGAAGCAGUGGCGGCGGCGGCCCCGUCCUCCUCCUUGGCCCGGCCGGCGAAGCUGCCCUUGGCGCGGGUGAAGGCGCUGGUCAAGGCCGACCCGGACGUCACGCUGGCCAGCCAGGAGGCCGUCUUCGUCUUGGCGCGCGCCGCGGAGCUGUUUGUGGAGACCAUUGCCAAGGAUGCCUUCAUCUACGCCCAGCGGGGGAAAAGGAAGACCCUCCAGAGGAAGGACCUGGACAAUGCCAUUGAAGCCACGGAUGAGUUUGCAUUCCUCGAAGGUACUCUCGAUUGAAACAAGGGACAAGAAGAUACCUGGAAGGAAGGAAGGAAGGAAGGAACAGGCCAAGAAAAGCCUCCGAAGAAACAGGGGCACAAGUUGACGUCUCUGUAGGGGAGAUGAUGGACUUCCCGGAGCUGCUCAUAUUUCAAACAGGACUGAAAUGUGGAGUGCAGGCCCGGAAUUAUUCUGUAUAUACCAUUCACCACAAUGUGUUUUUUAAAUACAAUUUGCAAGCUGGUAGUUCUUGACUCUAUAAAUACAUACACCAAUA
This is a messenger RNA of Pogona vitticeps (central bearded dragon), 730 nucleotides long. RefSeq names its product DNA polymerase epsilon 4, accessory subunit (gene POLE4). NCBI's taxonomy places the organism in Eukaryota, Metazoa, Chordata, Lepidosauria, Squamata, Agamidae. The record is from RefSeq and is a predicted model, not a curated record. Gene Ontology annotation, molecular function: protein heterodimerization activity. Gene Ontology annotation, biological process: DNA-templated DNA replication. Gene Ontology annotation, cellular component: nucleus; epsilon DNA polymerase complex.